UUCUUAUAAAUAGAACAUAGCUUCAUUGUUUCUUUGCAACUGACCUCAAAGCGUCCAAGUCCUAGCUAGAAAGACAAUUAAUAGGUUUUUCUCUGAAAAUCACCUUCCAAGUUUUUGUACACUCUCCUGUCUCCACCAUGAAGCAAAAGAUUGUGAUGAAGGUGCAAUUUAGCUCUGAGAAACGCAGAACCGAUGCCUUCAAGAUUGCUGCCGGCACUAAAGGUGUGAGCGAUGUGUCUAUAGAAGCAGGUAAAGACCAAGUUGUGGUGAUCGGAGAUGGGGUUGACUCGGUUUGCUUGACCCAGUCAUUAAGGAAGAAGCUCCGAUACGUCGAAAUAGUAAGUGUUGAAGAGGUGAAAAAGCCCGAUGAAAAAAAGAAGCCAGAAGUUGAGAGUAUUCCAAUUCAAUGGACAUCUAGCUAUGUCCACUAUCCCAUGCACUAUGAUGUUGUGUACCGUUGGUGAUCAAAUUUAUGCACUUCUAGCAACGUUCAAUUUUUCUCCGCUGUCAAAAUACAAUUUUUUUUCCAUGAACUCCUGGUAUAUGCAUGUUUGAUAUUACCCUACUUUUCUCGUUGGCCCAUCAUAUACGAUGCCAGUAGAAAGUGAUGAAUAACCGAUCUUUGUACAUC
Molecule: messenger RNA, 631 nt
Organism: Rosa chinensis
Lineage: Eukaryota; Viridiplantae; Streptophyta; Magnoliopsida; Rosales; Rosaceae
Product: heavy metal-associated isoprenylated plant protein 47
Exons: 3
Coding region: 138-464 (108 amino acids)
Molecular function (GO): metal ion binding
Source: RefSeq, a predicted model, not a curated record